GCUGCAAUGGCUUUAAAUUCUCUGUACCCUGAUGGUUGGUUUGCUCUUGGUGCUGCUGCGUUGAAGGCCAGGGAUGUUCAGAAAGCACUGGAUGCAUUCACUUUUGCUGUUCAACUUGAUCCCGACAAUGGGGAGGCUUGGAACAACAUUGCUUGUCUGCAUAUGAUAAAGAAAAGGAGCAAAGAAUCAUUCAUUGCGUUCAAAGAAGCGCUUAAAUUCAAGCGAGAUAGCUGGCAGAUGUGGGAAAAUUUCAGUCAUGUAGCUAUGGAUGUGGGAAACAUUGAUCAGGCCUUCGAAGCUAUACAACAGAUACUGAAAAUGAGCAAUAACAAGAGGAUUGAUGUUGUUUUAUUGGACCGUAUAAUGACAGAAUUAGAAAGUAGGAAUUCAGCAUGUAAGUCAUCACCAUCUUCAUCGAUUGAAAUCGACGGUUCUUCAGAUGAAUGGACGGAAACAAAACCGUGUGCUGCAACACCAGCUGAAACUCAACGCCACCUAGAGUUACUUGGGAAAAUUAUUCAGCAGAUUUGCAAAACAGAAAGUACAUCUGAAAUCUGGGGAUUAUAUGCAAGAUGGAGUAGAAUCAAAGGAGAUCUUAUGGUAUGCAGCGAGGCAUUGUUAAAACAAGUGCGAUCAUAUCAGGGAUCAGAAGUGUGGAAAGACAAAGAGCGUUUCAAGAAGUUUGCGAGAGCGUCAUUGGAACUUUGUAGAGUCUAUAUGGAUAUCUCAGUGUCCACAGGAAGCAAACGAGAACUGUUCAGUGCUGAGAUGCAUUUGAAGACCACAAUCAAACAAGCUACAGAGAGCUUCUCGGACACUGAAGAAUUAAAGGAACUUGAAAGUUGCCUUGAGGAGGUGAGAAAUGUAAUGCAGAAGAAGAGUGAAGAAGAGACUAGAAAUACAAAAACAUGAAAGAAGAAAAGACUUGUCACUGUCAGCAUAAAUUAGCAUCAUUUUUGUUGUUUGGGCUAAAAAAAUACACAUAUUGUUGAGAUCAUAACUUGAUGCUUCGUUUUUGCGGUUAUACGAGUUUUGAGUUUACGUCUCUGCUUCUGCAAGCUUAGUAAGACGAUUGAAUAUCAAUAUGUACCUUGCACUAUGUGUCUAUGUCGAAUUAAAAUCUCUUUGGCCCUU
This is a messenger RNA of Camelina sativa (false flax), 1134 nucleotides long. The record is from RefSeq and is a predicted model, not a curated record. Lineage: Eukaryota; Viridiplantae; Streptophyta; Magnoliopsida; Brassicales; Brassicaceae.